Molecule: messenger RNA, 3625 nt
Organism: Lytechinus pictus (painted urchin)
Lineage: Eukaryota; Metazoa; Echinodermata; Echinoidea; Temnopleuroida; Toxopneustidae
Product: guanine deaminase-like
Exons: 12
Coding region: 302-1627 (441 amino acids)
Biological process (GO): guanine catabolic process
Cellular component (GO): cytosol
Molecular function (GO): zinc ion binding; guanine deaminase activity
Source: RefSeq, a predicted model, not a curated record
AAUGUAAGAUAAUGGAUGAGACUUCACCCCUGCCUUGGCUAACGCUAAACUAUGGGGCUUACGGGGGCUUGCGCUUACGACGCGUCGCGACGGCACGUUGUCCGGAUGCUGGAUUGUGAGCAUUGUAAUUCGCUAGCGCUCGUUGGCAGUUACUAGUAUACAGUAGUUCACUGGGUUUAUUUCGCUAAAGUAUACCGACCAGAUUGCACAUUCGAUAUUCGAUCGCCUAGCAGCUCGCAGGUGCAAAGUGCUAUCUCAGUAUCUGGCUUAAUUGAGGUUGAGCGAAUAAAUCAUUUCGAAAAUGGCAGAGAAAAUCAUCUCCAACGACAAUGGCGACACGGUGGUCUUUUGUGGCACGUUGGUGCACUCUACAAACGCAUCACCGAUGAUUAUACUUCAAGAUCAAGUUAUUGGUGUUCAGAAGGGGAAGAUAAUAUUUGUGCAGCCAAAAGAGGAUUUACAGAGAGUUUUGGAUCAACAUGGUCUUCCUAAAGGAUGUGUCAAAUGCUUGACAAAAUAUCAGUUUCUGAUGCCCGGUCUGAUCGACACCCACAUCCACGCACCCCAGUAUGUCUAUACAGGCACUGCCCUUGAUCUUCCUUUACUUGAUUGGCUAAAUAGAUACACCUUUCCAACGGAAGCAAAGUUUAGUGAUCUGGAAUUUGCUACUUACGCCUAUAAUAAAGUGGUGAGGAGGACACUAAGAUGUGGAACAACGACAGCCUCUUAUUUUGCAACAAUUCACAAGGAGUCUUCUCUGAGGUUAGCAGAAAUUGCGGCUGAUGUGGGUCAAAGGGCAUUUAUAGGAAAAGUGAAUGCAGAUCAGAAUUCUCCUCCAAAUUAUGUAGAAACACUAGAACAGUCUUUGGCAGACACGGAAUGGUUUAUAGAGAAGAUGAAAGAUCUAAAGAAUCCCCUCAUUGCUCCAAUCAUUACACCUCGGUUUGCUAUCUCCUGUAGCAGAGAGCUUAUGACGGGUUUGGGAGAGCUUGCUAAAAAACACAAUCUACGUGUGCAGAGUCAUAUAUCAGAGAAUCGAGAUGAGGUCAAGACAGUGUUAGAAUUGUAUCCAGAUUGUAAGAACUACACAGAUGUAUAUGACAAGUGUGGACUCAUGACUGAUAAGACUCUGAUGGCACACUGUAUAUACUUAGAUGAUGAAGAAAUCCAGACUUUCAAAGAUAGAGGCUCCGCCAUGUCACAUUGUGCAUGCUCAAACUUCUCAUUACGGAGUGGUGUGAUGGACUGUAGGAAGAUGAAAGAGAGUGGUGUUAAACUUGGGCUGGGAACAGACGUAUCCGGUGGUUACAAUCCAUCCAUGUUUGGUGCCAUCCGAGAUACCAUCACUGCAUCAAAUGUCCAGAGUAUACAACAUCAACCAGACCGUCCAUAUAAACACCUUGAUUUUAGAGAAGUCUUCCAGCUAGCAACAUUAGGUGGUAGUAAAGUUCUUGGGAUAGACAGUAUUGUCGGUAACUUUGAAGUGGGCAAAGAAUUUGAUGCCCUUCUUGUCACCAUGGAUACAGAAGACUCCCCAUUCGAUAUCUUCCAAACUGAUGCAUACAGAGACUCUCUUGAGGAUAUGAUUCAAAAGUUCCUCUUCCUUGGUAAGAUCAUUUUAAAUUAAUUUCAGAGCAGUGGUAUAAAUUUAAAGGAAGGGAGAGGGAACUCUAUUACUGAGUAAAUGGUCUGCAUUAAUUUGAAAUAUGCAAACUUCAGAUUUUGAUUUUGAUUUUAAACUUUUCUCUUCUCAUUCAAUAGUAUUUUAUUCACUCUGUUUCUUUCCUUCCACAAUGUGUAUACCAUGCUUGGACCACCAUAAAUUUGUUGUUGGUGUGUUCUUAAAGGUAAAUUGUGACAUUGGUUUAAUUCAAUUUUUUAAAAUAUAUUUUGCGCUUUGCUUUCCGCAAUAUUGAUAUACAAGUUCUGAUUCCUAACAAUGCCUGGAUUGGCCAGAAUGUACUGUUUUGUUUUUCCAAAAAAAUAAAAUAGAUGAGAAGUCCCGGAUUGUCUGCUUUAUUUGGAAGUAUGGUUAAUCGAAGGAAGGAAAUAUGAAGAGCGCCACCUUGAGACCAAAUGAUUCGAUAACUUCCGAUCAGUGCAAGACAACACCGCCCAGAUUCGUGCCGUGUGCACAACAUUUACUUUGAAACGUACGAUCGACCUUGAUCACAUUGUCAACAAUACGGGGAAAGUCCCGCUUUGCUCCACGUUGACCGCGCAGACUGAAAUCAGGGUUGUUCUGUUCCUAUAUUUCCUUCGAUUUCGUAGAAAGCGUGUGUAAAUACGGAAGAUGCCUUGGACGUGCAGGCCCCUGUAAUGCACACUUUCAAAGAAUCAGAUACCGCGGACAUGUCAAAUCCUUGGUCAAACGUGCUUCGUGCAGUGACCAUCACGACAAUGACGUUAUGCAUGUUCAGCCCGGCUACCCCCACUUCUUUCAAAUUGCGGUGAUUUGGGUUUGUGUGUGUGUGUGUAUAUGAGAGAUUUUUUCCUUUCUCUCAUAUAUUUCGUUUCUCUCUUUAUUACUUCCUCAGUGUAUGGAAGGUUAGGCAAGCAGGACGGGAGGCGUGUAAGGAUGCUUGUGAAAGGGAAAGAAAAUGGCUAUUCGUAUUUUUUUCUUCCUUCCUUCCUUUCUUUCUUAUUUUCUUUCUUUCUUUCUUCCUGUUUAGUUACAUUUUAUUAUACACAACUUUUCCUUUUCUAAUUCCGUUCACUAAACUGUUAUCACGUUUUUUGAUUUGCUCAUUAUGAUUCAUAUCACGUGUUGUAUGAUGUCUUUAUUUAUGAUACUCUUGAAAAAAAGAAGGAAAAAUAAUAACUGUGCGUCCUAUAUAGACUACCUCUAUCAGUAAAUUACAGCCUCCACCUACAAUACCGCGUGCUCUGUUUUUUGUAAUAUAUAUAGCCUACUAUUCCGUUUCUUUUAUUUUGAGGCCAGCUAUAAUAAAGGUUACGAGUCAAGCAAUGACAUGUCAAGCUGCCUACGUGCUUGGGUCGAAGAACAUUACGAAUAUUGUUAUAUUUUGGGGAUUUCAUUUCAUCUUUCGUUCCAAUGGGGUGUAUGGCUUUACGAUUUAAAAAAUCUGCUCGCGGGCGAGCAUAAAUGUAAUUUUUUGAAAGUAUAUUCAUGAUUAUUAUUAUACCUCACCCUUUUUCUUUUUUCUGUCUUUAUUUUCUCCCCCGGGGGGGGGGGGCACUCGACCAAAAAAAGUGGUAGGGGUGUGCCGCUGGCGAGACUAAAAACGGGGUCUUGGAGCGGGCUUAUUGUAAAGAGGAGGGCCCUCGGAAUGGGCUUUUGGAACUACAAAUGUUUGUGAAAAUGGGGGUCCUUGGAACGGAUCGCCAGCGUGUGAGUGCGUAUCAUUGGCGGCGGAAGCAAAAAAAAUUAGGGGAGGUCCACCUGAAAUUUUGGAAUGGACACAGGUAAAAUUUGACAAGCCCCCUCCCCCUCCCAAAAAAAAGGUUAUCAACCUAAAUUUUAGGAAAGUGGAUCACCCAAAUUGUUUGACAAGGAAAAUGAAAAAAAGGUCAUCAGCCUACAUUUUAGGGGGGGGGGACCACAAACAUUUCAGGGGGGUCCACGUGAAUUUAGGGGGGGACGCACGAAACAAAAUUGACAAGC